Morchella importuna is the source of this 1674-nucleotide messenger RNA. RefSeq lists its product as uncharacterized. Gene Ontology annotation, molecular function: transmembrane transporter activity. Gene Ontology annotation, biological process: transmembrane transport. The coding region runs from base 1 to 1674 and encodes 557 amino acids. Gene Ontology annotation, cellular component: membrane. The record is from RefSeq and is a predicted model, not a curated record. The transcript is spliced from 8 exons. Lineage: Eukaryota; Fungi; Ascomycota; Pezizomycetes; Pezizales; Morchellaceae.
AUGUCGUCUCCAGGUACUGAAAAGGAAAGCGCAGCUUCUCCACCAGUAAUCCGAGUCGAGACCGAAAAGGAAGGCGUUCGUGGCCAGGGAGCUAGAAUCAUGGCAACAAUUCAAGAUGAUGAUGAGCGUCUACUUACCCGUAUUGGGUAUAGACAGGAAUUGCGAAGAGAGUUUACAAAAUGGUCAACAGUCUCAUACGCAAUCUCUAUCUUGGGUGUAUUAGGUUCAGUUCCCGCAACCUUUUCAGUCCCAAUUACAUCUGGGGGACCAGCAACGGCAGUAUGGUGUUGGUUCUUUGGAUCGUUGAUGGCAAUGUGUAUAGCGAGUUCAGUCUCGGAGUUAGUAUCGGCUUAUCCAACAGCCGGGGGAAUGUAUUUCGUCACUAAACACGUGGUUCCGGAAAAACAUGUGCCCAUCUGGUCAUGGAUUGUGGGCUGGUGUAAUUUCAUUGGACAGACAGCCGGGGCGUCGAGUGUGGCGUAUACCGUCUCUCAAAUGAUGCUGGCUUGUGCUAGUAUGAACUCCAGGUUUGACGGAGAUUCAUACGCUUUCUCUCCUACUGCUUUGCAGACAGUCUUACUUUCAAUCGCACUACUUUGUGUGAUGGGGGUUAUAUGCUCCUUGACCACGAAGUGGCUUCAUAAGAUUAUUAUAUGGUUUGCGCCGAUAAACAUUCUUGCAUCGUUCUCAAUAUGCAUUGCUUUACUUGUCUUGACCCCGAACAAGCACAGCGCAGAGUAUGUGUUUACACAUUUCACCGACGGCUCUGGAUGGGGUAGCAAGGCAUUUUCCUUUUUACUUGGGUUUCUUUCCGUGGCAUGGACUAUGACCGACUACGAUGGAACAACUCACAUGUCUGAAGAGACCCAUGACGCUGCCGUUCGCGGUCCAAUCGCGAUCAACAGCGCUGUCGUUGUUUCUGGUGCAAUAGGAUGGAUGCUAACCGUAACAUUUUGUUUCUGUCUUGGUGACCUGGAUGCAACCAUUGCAUCACCCACUGGUAUGCCGGCUGCCCAGAUCUUCUUGAAUGCAGGUGGGAGAGUGGGUGGAACGGUCAUGUGGUUUUUUGUGAUACUUAUACAGUUCUUUACUGGCGUGUCUGCAUUGUUGGCGGAUACGAGAAUGGCGUACGCAUUUGCUAGAGAUGGAGCUUUCCCAUUUUCCAGUUUCUGGAGCAAGGUAAACCCAUACACGCACACGCCUAUCAACUCUGUCUGGCUUGUUGUAUUCUGCUGCAUCUGCCUCAACCUCAUCGGAAUCGGCUCCCAACAAACCAUAAUCGCAAUCUUCAGCAUUACCGCCCCAGCCCUCGACCUAUCCUACAUCGCCGUAAUCUUUGCUCGAAUGCUAUACUCCAAUGAGAUCAAGUUCAUCGAGGGCCCAUUUACGCUCGGGAAGUGGGGACGACCGUUGAAUUGCAUUGCGAUUUCCUGGGUGCUAUUCAUCAGCGUGGUCCUGUUCUUCCCGCCAAUCAGACCAAUCACAAUGGUAAAUAUGAAUUAUGCGAUUUGUGUAGCGGCGUUUGUGGCCAUUUUUGCGCUGAGUUGGUGGUGGGCCGGUGCGAGACACACAUACACUGGUCCACGAACAAAGGAUAUUAUCCACAUUGUUCCCGGCUCCGCUGACUCUGACGACGGGAAUCUCGACGAUGAUAUAGAAGAUUUUCUAGCCUAA